AUGGCUACUUUAUUACAUACUUUAGCUCAAGCUAUCAAACCAGAAACUAAACAAAAAAAAGAAAAAGCUCAACAAAAAACUUCUGAAGAAAGAGCUGCUGCUAAAAAAGUUAGAAGAACCUCAAACAAAGAUAAAAGACAAGUUAUCUAUGAUAGAGCUGCUAAAUAUCACAAAGAAUACGUUGACGCUGAAAAAUCAGUCGUUAAAGCUAAAAGAGAUGCUAAAGCUUCAGGUUCAUACUAUGUUGAUGCUCAACCAAAAUUAGUAUUUGUUGUUAGAAUUAAAGGUAUUAUGAAAAUUCCACCAAAACCAAGAAAAGUUAUGCAAUUAUUAAGAUUAACUCAAAUCAAUUCAGGUGUUUUUGUUAGAUUAACUAAAGCUACUUCAGAAUUAAUUAAAUUAGCUGAACCUUAUAUUGCUUAUGGUUAUCCAUCAUUAGCUACUAUUAGACAAUUAGUUUACAAAAGAGGUUACGGUAAAGUUAACAAACAAAGAAUUGCUUUAUCUGAUAAUGCUAUUAUUGAAGCUAACUUAGGUAAAUACGAUAUCUUAUCAGUUGAAGAUUUAAUUCAUGAAAUUUAUACCGUUGGUCCAAACUUUAAACAAGUCAACAACUUUUUAUGGCCAUUCAAAUUAUCUAAUCCAACUGGUGGUUUUAGAUCCAGAAAAUUCCAACAUUUUAUUCAAGGUGGUGACACUGGUAAUAGAGAAGAAUUUAUUAAUGCUUUAGUUAAACAAAUGAACUAA
Molecule: messenger RNA, 747 nt
Organism: Lodderomyces jiufengensis
Lineage: Eukaryota; Fungi; Ascomycota; Pichiomycetes; Serinales; Debaryomycetaceae
Product: 60S ribosomal protein uL30
Exons: 3
Coding region: 1-747 (248 amino acids)
Biological process (GO): maturation of LSU-rRNA from tricistronic rRNA transcript (SSU-rRNA, 5.8S rRNA, LSU-rRNA)
Cellular component (GO): cytosolic large ribosomal subunit
Molecular function (GO): structural constituent of ribosome; RNA binding
Source: RefSeq, a predicted model, not a curated record